This is a messenger RNA of Peromyscus eremicus (cactus mouse), 4627 nucleotides long. RefSeq names its product zinc finger protein 704 (gene Znf704). Lineage: Eukaryota; Metazoa; Chordata; Mammalia; Rodentia; Cricetidae. The record is from RefSeq and is a predicted model, not a curated record. Gene Ontology annotation, cellular component: nucleus. The transcript has 9 exons. Gene Ontology annotation, biological process: regulation of transcription by RNA polymerase II. Gene Ontology annotation, molecular function: RNA polymerase II cis-regulatory region sequence-specific DNA binding; DNA-binding transcription factor activity. Bases 1 to 1704 code for a protein of 567 amino acids.
AUGCAGGCGAGGCGCCUGGCCAAGCGCCCCAGCCUGGGCAGCCGCCGCGGGGGCGCUGCGCCCGCUCCCGCCCCCGAGGCCGCCGCGCUGGGGCUCCCGCCCCCCGGCCCCAGCCCGGCCGCCGCACCGGGCAGCUGGAGGCCGCCGCUCCCGCCGCCGCGCGGGACCGGUCCCCCGCGCGCCGCCGCCGCCUCGUCGCCGGUCCUGCUGCUGCUGGGCGAGGAGGACGAGGACGAGGAGGGCGCGGGCCGGAGGCGCAGGGCGCGCGGGCGGGUGGCGGAGAAGCCCCGAGGGGGCGCGGAGGAGGAGGACGACGAGGAGGAAGAGGACGAAGAGGUGAUCGUCGAGGUGGUGGACGGCGACGAGGACGACGAGGACGCCGAGGAGCGCUUCGUGCCCCUCGGACCCGGCCGUGCGCUUCCCAAGGGCCCGGCCCGGGGAGCCGUGAAGGUGGGGAGUUUCAAGCGAGAAAUGACCUUCACAUUUCAAUCAGAGGACUUGAAACGUGACUCCAGUAAGAAAAUGUCUCACCACUUGUUCCCACUGGCCAUGGAGGAAGACAUGAAAACAGUGGACACCAAAAAAGCCAACCGGAUCCUUGACCAAGAGAAAGAAAACACUCGAUCCAUUUGUCUCCUUGAGCAAAAGCGGAAAGUGGUUUCCUCUAAUAUCGACGUCCCUCCAGCAAGGAAGUCUUCAGAGGAACUGGAUAUGGACAAGGUGACUGCGGCAAUGGUGCUAACCAGCUUGUCAACCAGCCCUUUGGUCCGAAGCCCUCCUGUGCGACCUAAUGAGGGCCUCAGCGGGUCCUGGAAGGAGGGUGCGCCAUCCAGCAGCAGCAGCAGCGGCUAUUGGAGCUGGAGUGCCCCCAGCGACCAGUCCAACCCGUCCACACCUUCGCCACCGUUGUCCGCCGACAGCUUCAAGCCCUUCCGAAGCCCCGCGCCACCCGAUGAUGGCAUCGACGAGGCAGAGGCCAGCAACCUGCUCUUCGAUGAGCCCAUUCCCAGGAAGAGAAAGAACUCCAUGAAGGUGAUGUUCAAAUGCCUUUGGAAAAACUGUGGCAAGGUGCUGAACACGGCAGCCGGUAUCCAGAAGCACAUCCGGGCCAUCCACCUGGGGCGAGUUGGAGAAUCUGACUACAGCGAUGGAGAAGAGGACUUCUACUACACCGAGAUCAAGCUCAACACGGACUCAGUGGCUGAGGGCCUGAGCAGCAUGGCCCCAGGGUCGCCCUCCCAGUCCCUGGCUUCACCUCCUACGUAUCCUGUCCCAGACUCCAGCCGAACAGAAAGUCCUUGUGCCAAAACAGACACCAAGCUGAUGACGCCGCUGAGCCGCUCAGCCCCAACCACCCUCUACCUCGUGCACACCGACCACGCUUACCAGGCCACACCCCCGGUGACCAUUCCGGGAUCUGCUAAGUUCACCCCCAACGGCAGCAGUUUCAGCAUUUCCUGGCAGUCCCCUCCAGUCACUUUCACCGGUAUUCCCGUGUCUCCAACACAUCACCACCCAGUGGGCUCGGGAGAGCAGAGACAGCACGUCCACACGGUCCUGUCCUCCCCACCCAGAGGGACCGUCAGCCUAAGGAAGCCUAGAGGCGAAGGCAAAAAGUGCCGCAAGGUUUAUGGGAUGGAGAACCGGGACAUGUGGUGCACUGCCUGCCGCUGGAAGAAGGCCUGCCAGCGCUUCAUCGACUGAGCCAGGAAACAGGCUCCACCUAGCCAUUCCUGCCUCACCUUCCACUGCAGGUGAUGGGGAAAGCCUCUCCUUCCAAAGGAAGCCAUUCAAGGCCCAGGGAAAGCCCUUCCUGGAAUUCUGGGAAUAUAAUUCCUUGGUGGAAUUAAAGCAAAAAAAAAUCAGCACGUGCACUGCUCUGAGAACCCGAGCGAGAGCAGCCAGAAUGACCUUUUCCUUCAGAAGAAAAGUCAGCUUUGUACGCUCUCCGUCUGGUCUUAAAACUGGACUUCUGUAGCAACUUAACCUACCAGGCCCAUUUUACCUAGAAAGAUUUUGAUAAGCUUUCUGAAUUGUGGUAUUUUCAAGGGUUUUUGACACUUAAACAGUAUGCCCAUAAGCUAUACAGUACACCCAUAGCUACACAAUAUUAGCUAGCAUUUGUACAAAGGAUAACCUACCUACCUUGUGAAUAGGCGUUUCCCUGUUUUUCAUUCAACUCCUUGGAGCAGUCUGGAUCAUGAUGUAUUUCAAGAGCGAGCUGCACUCUGGCUAUCUUUUCUAUAUCUGUUUGGUUUUCAAGAAGGACCCCAGGAGGAACCGUUGUAAAGAUGUUAGCUUGGAGGCCCCAGGUAGCAUAAGGCCAAAAGUGACGGGCAGUGGGAAUCACCAGUAGACUUCAGCUGCAAGCUGAGACCAGGAUGCCAGAAGCACGGCAGAGAGAACCUGGGAGUCGUCCUUGGGGCCCAGGUUGUGGCACAGCUUCUUCUCUGUCUGCCGCUUCUCAGCUGAGAACUGGCACCGGGAGCCAUCUGGUAAGGCUCAAUGCUUCUUUCAGGGAUGUCACACGAACUACAGCUUUGUCUUGUCAAGACUGUGGCCAGGACCGUAGGUUGUCAUCCUGCUCUCCAAACCCCACCCAGGUAGAAAUCUCCAGACUGGCCCCACAGCUUUGCUUCGAGCAGAGCAUGGCUGACAUGCCCCCAUCUGGAGAAAAUCCCACUAGGGCAACAAACAAACUUCCAUUCUGAGCGCACUUUUACAGAUUUCAUGCUUUACAUGUCUAGGAGAUGAGUUAGUGGCACAGUGACAUUCAUGGAUAAUGGAGAUCUAAACCUUUUCAUUUCUUAUAAAAUAUUGGAGCGAUGAAUUAUGAAUUUGCUCAGAAACUAACCUUUGGGAUGCCCAAAGGAAAAUGCAUCUUGUAUAGGACUCUCUCCAUUCAGUAGGGCCAGGGCUUGCACUGGGUCCCAGCUAUUGGAAUGUCUAAAUUGGUGGACUUGCCUGUCUGGGGGGUGGAGCAUGGAGAGCAGCCACCAAGCCUCGUCAUCGGAACGCUUGUUCUGUCUGCCCUCCUUAAAGAGCUGGGUGUCCUGUACCUAUGCAAAGUAAGAGCACCUUAUAGGAGGCACUGGGUAGGGAUGGGAACGUGGUGUCGGCCAUACGAAUGUUAAGUGAAAUUGCACAGAGGAAAGCUUAAUAUAUCUUUAAAGAUUGUACAUAGUGCUUUUUUACAGAGUAGAAAGAAGUCAUCUAGUAUCAGAGACACCUCUUAUUUUCUGUAAGGGGUAUAUGGAGGCUCUGCAGCGCCACACCCUUAAUUUGUGCAACCAUGUAUUUUGGCAAUUUUAUUUUUUGAAUUCAUGUGACUUUUAAAAAGAUUAUUUCUUGAAAGAGGUCCUGAUCUUUUCCUUCAGAUAUUUAAAAGAAAAAAAAAAAAACUCACUUAUCUCAAGAGAAAAGAAAACGCGCUUUAUCCGAUUCCCCAUAGGUUAAUAGUCAACAUCAGCCACACCAGCUCUCCUAGAUGUUUUCACCUGCAACCAGGAAACAGCAUUUUUUUUUAAAUGCAGAGCUGUUUCUUCCCCCUGGGCAUGUCCUCUCUCCUGUAUCCUGUAUCCUCACUGCUGUGAAAUGAUGUCCUAGCUGGUCCAAGAGGCCCCGUGCCACACGGAGAUUGUCAUGGUCAGCUGUUGGAUCACAGUCCCCAUGGGCUUACAUAAGAGAUGAAUCUUAGGCUAUAGGUUUUCCUCCUCAGCAAAGUUCCCUGGAAUUUUGUUUUGUUUUGUUUUGUUUUUUUAAUCUCAAAUGAAGACUUUAAUCAAAGUACUACAGUGAUGUGAAGUUAAACCCAUCUUCUCUUGAAGAACUUUGGGAUGAAGGAUGCUCUCUGCAUGAGAGCAUUCCUUAAGCAAGGCACCGUGGCUGUCUCCCCCAGAGACACAGCCCAAGGGUAGUUCUGCUUAACUGUGCACAUUGUCAGCAAAAUCAUGAGACCGAAUGCACCUGACCUGGAUCCCUGAUUUUCCCUAAACCUGUCGUCAUACCAGCUCUUCUGCAUCUCCAGCCCAGGCAUUGUGUCUUCUCGUCCAGCUUCCAGGUGCAGACCAAUCCUGAGCCCAGUUCUGGACACAUAUGCCCAUUCAUUCCCCUUGUGGAAAGGCAAAAUCUCCAGGGGACCGGAAGGCUCUGAGUUGCAACACACGGUUGCUGAUUGUAGGAGUUCCGUUUUGUUAUGAGUUCCAGUUUUUAGGUAGUUAUUUUGUUAUUUGGGGAACCAAAUGAAGCCUGACUUGUCAUUUGAUGCCAUCGCCGUGAAACUAAGUUCUUUUUGUGUCUGCAUUUUGUGGAGAAGCAAAGAAAGAAAGGAUGAGAAGAAGAAUCUCAGGCGAGUUGGCAGCUGGCCUGAAGCUGUAUGCAUCCCCGGGGUAACAGCCCUGUCUACGAAAGGUGUGGUUAGGCAAUGAAUCCUUUUCCAGUGGAAAUGCCUGAUUCUUUUUCUUCCUUGAUGGCCCUUCCUCCAAAAAACGGUUUCUCAUUUUUCCCAGAGAAGGCAUUUCACAGUGACUGACAAGACAUUCUCUCGCCAGCUACUAAGCAAAAGCAAUGUGUGCAACUGGCCAUAGUUUCCAGCCUUAGCCUUCCCAGAGCGUGGACACUUAGUUUU